CCUCAACUCAUAUAUAUACUCAUAUAUAUGCUCAUAACUCUCUCCAUUAAAAACUACUUGAUCACAAAAUUCUCUCAUAAAACAAAAUCACAAACUACAUUCUUAAUCUUCGAUUACAUCUUCUCGUAGCAUUUUUUGAAGGCGCUAUUACCAUUUGCAGUAGAGAUAACUUUUUUGAUAGUUUGGAAAUUACCGCGUUCAAUUCAGGGAAACAAGAGACCACAUUUGAAUAAUUACCUGCUGGUUGUCGUGCUUGCAUACUUUAACUCUACAUGGAAAAUUUGGCAGUGCUGGAAGCAUUGUGUGAGGGACUUUACAGCUCACACGACUCAGCCGAGCGAGCUAAUGCUGAGAACAUGUUCAAGCAGUUCUUUCAGGAUCCCAACUUCAUUUCGCAGUUGGAAUACGUACUUGAAAAUGCAAAAAAUCCAUAUGCUGUUUAUUUUGCUAGUUCAAGCUUGUUGAAGCAUGUCACUGAUAAUAAUCCUCCUUCGCAGCUACAGCUUCAAAUUCGCAACCGUGUUAUAAACUAUCUGGCCACUAGAAGUGCUGAUUUGGAGAAUUUUGUAACGACUUCAUUGAUUCAACUUGUAUGUCGAUUGACAAAAAUUGGUUGGUUUGGUGAUGGUAAAUUUCAAGAGUUCAUUAGUGAUUCUGUGAAGUUCUUGAAUGAGCCUGAAUCCUCUUGUUAUGCAAUCGGUUUGAAGAUGUUGAACCAGCUUGUGAGUGAGAUGAAUCAGCAAACUCCAGGAUUUUCUGUAAUACAACAUCGGAAGGUGUCAACCAAGUUCAUAGAUCAGGCACUUCUUGAAAUUUAUUCAAUAUCCGUUACAUCAUUGAUUGGAGUAAUAAAUAAUGCUCAACAGAAGUUGCAGGAGUUGGCUCUUUCACUUUCUCUGCAAUGUUUAUCUUUUGAUUUUAUGGAAACGUCAGAUAAUGGAAGUUCGGAUGAUGUUAGUGCAAUUCAGAUAUAUUUUAACUAUUAUGACUAUCAUGCUGGCACCAGUCCUCCUGUUUCAAAAUUAGCUUUGGAGUGUCUUGGACGCUUGACACUGGUUAGAAGAUCCUUGUUUACAAGCUAUGGCACACGUGGGGAGUUCUUAACUGCAUUGAUGAUGGGCACUAAGUAUAUCAUGCAAACAGAAUAUGGCUUGCACAACCAAGAUUCAGAAUCAAUUAAUAUGUAUAGCAAGGUCGAUAUUAAUGAAGAAAGAAAGAAGAUACUGAUCGAAUUGCAAGAGGAGUUAUUAGAAGAGCCGAAACUCUAUUGUUCUCUAUUUGGAGGUGAUUAUGAAUUUGAGAAAGACACAAUAGUUCAAUUAUGGAUGGCUGGAGGGUUUUUGAACAAUGUGCAGAUUGAAGAAGGCUUUUUAAAGAGAUCCGACAUGGAUGGGGAGCUUAUGAAGCAGAUGCAAAUGGAAGAUGCUGGUAACUUAUGUUUUGAGAUUCUUGAGAAGCAUGAGUACCUCUUACCUUCAAGACUUGACAUUUCAUCAGGGAAAAUGAUGUACAAAAGUAACCCUGACAAAACUGAGGCUUCUUUCGUUGAGACGCAAAGUCAUGAUCUUUAUUCCCAAUUGAUCAAAGAACAAAGUUCAGAUUGUGCUCCACCUAUAAAGUCUCGCCAUGUCUCAGUGUUGGUUGAUCGUAUCAAUGAAACAACUUUCACGACAUUAAAAAAAAUUGAUGGAUUGAGGACACUUCUAUUCCUCCGUAAUUACGGUUCUUCACUCAAACAGAUACCAUCUGGAGUUUUUUUAGCUCUUAAAUCUUUGCAAGCAUUGGAUUUGAGUGGAAGUGAGAUAACUCAGCUGCCAAGCUCCAUACAGUAUUUGACACUGCUACGCUAUCUUGAUCUUUCAUACACACCAAUUGAAAGGUUACCGGAUUCUAUAGGUUGCCUUCACGAGCUACAAACCUUGAAACUUAAAGGAUGCAAACAUCUUUGUGAGCUUCCCAAAGGUAUGGGAAAAUUAACCAACCUUCGCCAUUUGUACUUUGAUGUUCUUGGCCAGUUGAGUUACAUGCCUAGAAGCUUAGGAGCCCUUACUGAGCUUCGCACCCUUUCGGCAUUUCUUGUGGACGAUAGAGAUGGUUGCAACAUUAACGAGUUGAAGGGUUUGAAUAACCUCAGUGGUUUCUUUUGCCUCUCCGGAUUGGAGAAUGUACCUUCAGACUCGGUUGAUGAUGGUCUUUUAAGGGAUAAAAAGGGCCUUACUCAGUUGCAUUUAAGAUGGGAUCGUCUUAGAGAUAAAAAUUAUGGUGACCACACUCAAGUAAUUCAAAAGCUCCAGCCUCACUCAUGCUUACAGGAGUUGGAGAUGUAUUGUUACCCUGGCUCCCAGCUCCCAAUUUGGAUGGGCAAGAAAUACGAGCUCGAGAAGCUUGUUCGUAUUGUCCUAUUUGAAUGUGAAAACAAUGAGCUCGACAUAUCUCUUGGAGCGCUACCGAAUCUCGAGUAUCUUGAAAUUGUUCAAAUGAAUAAUGUGUCGAAGAUCGAUAAUAAUGUUCUACGUGGAGAUGAUAAUGUUGCAUUUCCUAAGUUGGAGACGCUAAUUAUUGACGGUAUGUCUAGUUUGGAAGGAUGGGAACGAACAAAAAGUUGUGAUUUUCCAGCCCUUUCUACGCUCGUGAUCAAGCAAUGUCCAAAGUUGGCUACACUUCCAUUCCUCCCAUACCUGCAUUGCUUGAAACAUGCGGAGAUAAGCCGUUGCGAAAUUUUUGAAUCAGUACCCCAUACUACGAAAGAGACUCUGAUUAUCAAUCGUUGUUCGAUUUUAGAGAAGAGCUGCUCAAAGGGAAGUACAGAUUGGGAGAGUAUACGGAAAGUGCCCAAUAUCUGGAUUAAUCAUGAAGAUCCCCGCACAUUGAAUGAAGACGAUACACAGAAUGAUAGCGAGGGUACAGGCAGCAACUCCGACUAUUCUGAUGAUUCUGAUUUAGGCGAAGACCAAGUUGAUCGAAAGGAUAACGGACAAACAUCAGAUGCUGAGUUGCAAAGGGAUACUAGUGUGGAAUAAUAUUAUAUCUCGAGCUAUGAGUUUACUUAUGUUUAUCUUGCUUUAUAUAGGAACUCUCUUGGUUUUACCUUACUCAUAAAGUAAGGGUUUUACAAGUGAGAUUUCUUAACAAUAAUGUUCAAACUUGCCUUUAGAUGUUUUGAACCUUUAAAUAGUAUCAAUUUGUAAGAGUUAUUAUUGGAUGAGUUUAGCUCUUUAUUUAAUUAUCUAAAUCAGUGUGUAACUGAAAUGAUACUUCGAGUUUUUACUUUGAAUAAUACUUUUAUGUUCUUCAUCAAAAUAUGUA
Beta vulgaris subsp. vulgaris (sugar beet) is the source of this 3306-nucleotide messenger RNA. Its product is annotated as putative disease resistance protein RGA3. The coding region runs from base 273 to 3020 and encodes 915 amino acids. Gene Ontology annotation, cellular component: nuclear pore; cytoplasm. Lineage: Eukaryota; Viridiplantae; Streptophyta; Magnoliopsida; Caryophyllales; Amaranthaceae. Gene Ontology annotation, molecular function: small GTPase binding; nuclear export signal receptor activity. The transcript is spliced from 11 exons. Gene Ontology annotation, biological process: protein export from nucleus. The record is from RefSeq and is a predicted model, not a curated record.